AUGGCGUGUAAUCAAGGCAGCAUUGAGCUGAAUCUGAGCAGAGCAGACAGCCUGCUCGUCACAGAACUCACAGUGUGUCUGCUGCUCAAAAGGGGGCGGGGAGGACGCAUUGAUCAUGGACACCACGAGGGCAAAGCCAAGCAGGCGCUGCAUGAAACUGUGGAAAUGGACAGAGCCAUCGGCCGGGCAGACCUCCUGACCAGCGUCCAUGAUACAAUGACUGUGGUUACCGCUGAUCAUUCUCAUGUGUUCAACUUCGGGGGUUACACAGGAAGAGGAAACACCAUAUUUGGUCUGGCCCCGAUGCUCAGUGAUAUUGACCAGAAGCCCUUCACCUCCAUCAUAUAUGGGAACGGACCAGGUUACAAACUUCUCAACGGAGCGAGGGAAAAUGUCUCCACUGUCGAUUACCAGGAUAACAACUACCAGGCCCAGGCCGCUGUACCUCUGAGCAUGGAGACCCAUGGAGGAGAGGAUGUAGCUGUGUUUGCUAAAGGUCCCCUGGCCCACCUGCUGCACGGGGUCCAUGAGCAGAACUACAUCCCCCACGUCAUGGCGUAUGCAGCCUGUAUCGGCCAGAACAGGGAACACUGUGUUUCAAGUAGCGGGGCUGCAGAUCUACGCCCUGUCCUCUCUAGCAUCGCAGCCCUUCUCACAGUCACCCGAAUCCUGUGCUGACCCCAAACUAUACCCUCCCAUCCUCAUCCUGUUAAUAACCCUGUUAUAACCACUCGUACAUUUUUUAAAUUUCAAUUUGAUGUUGUUUUUUUAAGUUCUGAUUUUACUCUUCAAUAUUUAGUUGUUAUCAUGGGACCACUGUUAGGGCUUUCGACAAUAUAUAUUAUAUUUCACAAAAGCAAAAGGGUAUCUGUUAAAGGUUGUUCAGGCAAAUAUGUUAAUUAAUAAAAAACCAAUCGCCCAUGAUGCACUGAAAUGAAAAGUGGUGUUGCAAGGACUACCACAAAAUCUGAGAUCUCGGUUGAGACGUUUUUAUAAAGAGGGUUUUAAGACCCAUUAAGCAUGUUUGUUCAAUGUAAACCGUUUAGAAUCUACCUCACAAGCUUGCAAAAGAUCUCUCGUGCAAUGAUGGUGCAUCGAGAAGGCCACAUUUUUAAAAGGCGAAAUGCAUGCCCAAACAAGAGGCAAAUGUCUAAUUGACAAAAGAGUAAAACAUAUAUAUAUAUUCCCUUGUCAUACACCUUUGUGCAUACUUGUAAAAAGCACUGAAGCAGCCCACCUACCAUUGUUAUGUCAAAUGAAAGUUGUAAACCUCUUAACCAAUAAAAGACAAUUGUUCUGAUCA
Molecule: messenger RNA, 1303 nt
Organism: Notothenia coriiceps (black rockcod)
Lineage: Eukaryota; Metazoa; Chordata; Actinopteri; Perciformes; Nototheniidae
Product: alkaline phosphatase-like
Exons: 4
Coding region: 1-678 (225 amino acids)
Biological process (GO): dephosphorylation
Cellular component (GO): plasma membrane
Molecular function (GO): alkaline phosphatase activity
Source: RefSeq, a predicted model, not a curated record